Molecule: messenger RNA, 966 nt
Organism: Morus notabilis
Lineage: Eukaryota; Viridiplantae; Streptophyta; Magnoliopsida; Rosales; Moraceae
Product: peroxidase P7
Exons: 4
Coding region: 1-966 (321 amino acids)
Biological process (GO): response to oxidative stress; hydrogen peroxide catabolic process
Molecular function (GO): peroxidase activity; heme binding
Source: RefSeq, a predicted model, not a curated record
AUGGCUUCCUUUUCCUUCUCUAUUUGCAGCUCGUUCCUCAUUAUCUUGUUUUUAUUGGGAAGGGUUUCUGCUAAUCUAUCAAAUGAGUACUUUUAUUCUGCUUCAUGCCCAAAAGCCCUCAAUAUAAUUCAAAGGGAAGUACGGAAAGCAGUGGCAAAAGAGCCUCGCAUGGGAGGCUCAUUGCUCCGCCUCCAUUUUCACGAUUGCUUUGUCAAUGGUUGUGACGCAUCUGUAUUAUUAGAUGACACAACAAACUUCAUAGGAGAGAAGAAUGCAGCACCGAAUAAGGAUUCGGUGAGAGGAUAUGACGUGAUUGACAAAAUAAAAGAAGAACUAGAAAAAGAAUGCCCUGGAGUUGUCUCAUGCGCUGAUAUUUUAGCAGUUGCUGCUCGUGACUCCGUUGCUCUAUUUCCAUUUCCAACAUGGAGAGUGGAAUUAGGCAGAAGAGACUCAAGGACAGCAAGUGCAAAUAAUGCGACCACAGACCUCCCUUCUCCCAUCUCAAAUCUUACAGGCCUUAUAUCUAGCUUCUCCAGAAAAGGCUUUACCACUCAAGAAAUGGUUGUUCUCUCAGGAGCUCACACAAUCGGUAAAGCACGUUGCCUAUCAUUCAGGGAUCAUAUCUACAACGACACAAACAUAAAUCCAUUUUUUGCUACAUCAUUGAAGAGAAAGUGUCCAAGAAAGGCUGGGGAUGGGGACAGUAAACUUGCUCCUCUUGAUGUAACAACCAAAAACACUUUUGACAACAAUUACUUCCGGGAUUUGGUGAAUAAAAAGGGUGUUUUGCACUCUGACCAACAGCUCUUCAACAACGGCCCAACUGAUAAUCUGGUCAGACUCUACAGCAGGAGCCCACAACUGUUUCUGAAAGAUUUUUCGAAAGCCAUUGUCAAGAUGGGAAGACUCAGCCCUCUCACUGGUUCUGCUGGAGAGAUCAGACGCAAGUGCAGCAAAAGAAACUAA